Messenger RNA from Mycena citricolor, 2211 nucleotides. The record is from the annotation of a GenBank genome assembly. Lineage: Eukaryota; Fungi; Basidiomycota; Agaricomycetes; Agaricales; Mycenaceae.
UCAAAGUUGGCUCGCUUGACGCUUUCUUCGAGAUCUGAAACCUCUUUCUCCGAGCUCUCUCAGUUUUUCUCUUUAUCCUUAUUCGCACUUCAAUUUCGCGUCAUUUUCUUUGACGGAUCUUUGUCUUAUUUGAUCAAGGGAUAUCCGAAAAACCAAGGCUUAGGCGACUCGAUAUCUUAGCGGCGGAUCCCAUCAUGCCGAGCUCAUGCAGCGAAUGCGGUGGGACGGUACUAGAGUACGACAUGGCUGCAGGGAACGGAGUCUGCGUGGCCUGCGGCAUGGUCGUAGAAGAGAACACGAUCGUCAGUGAAAUAACCUUCGGGGAAACAUCGAGCGGUGGGGCGAUGGUGCAAGGCUCAUUCGUGGGGCAAGGAGCCACUGGUGCUAGAUUCGGCGGUCCCUACGGCAAUCGGGGGAACGGAGACUCAAGGGCGCAGACAUUAGAGAAUGCUUCCAAGAAGAUCCACAUGGUCUCCUCCGUACUUCGACUAUCAGAGACAAUCUCAAAUGCGGCGCUGCGCAUGUAUACAUUGGCCGUUGAGCACAAGUUCACUAAGGGCAGGAAGAGCAUGAAUGUGGUCGCAGUCUGCCUCUAUAUCGCUUGCCGGCAGAAAGAGACCUACAAUCAUAUGCUGAUCGACUUCUCCGACUUGCUCCAGGUCAAUGUUUUCGAAUUGGGCCACACGUAUCUACAACUGGUGCAGACACUCAACCUGCGCCUUCCCCUGGUCGAUCCCUCGCACUACAUCGCACGCUUUGCCGCGCUGCUCGAAUUCGGGGACGAAACACCGAAAGUGUCUGUCGACGCCAUCCGGCUGGUCCAGCGCUUCGAUCGCGACUGGAUGAGAUGUGGCCGACGCCCUGCGGGAAUUUGCGGUGCUGCGUUGCUCCUCGCAGCCCGGAUGAACAACUUCCGGCGAUCGGUGCAGGAGAUCGUGCAAGUGGUCAAGAUCGCUGAUACGACCCUGAAAAAGCGGCUGGAUGAGUUCAAGAAUACGCCAAGCGGGCAACUGACACUUGCCGAUUUCCGCAGUGUGUGGCUCGAUGAGGAGGUUGAUCCGCCGGCCUACACACGGAAUAAGCAGAAGGAAGAGGAGGACCGACUUGCUGUGGCGGAGGCUGCUGAUGAGGCCCUGAUGGGCGGUUCCAAAGAACCAGAGGGGAAAGUGAAAGGAAAGAAGAAAAAGAAGGGAAAACGGAAACGAGAGGAAAGCGACCAGGAUGAUGAGCAGAUAGAGGCAUCGAAAACGGACGGUGUCGAUGCAACUACACCCCUGCGAGUUCCUUUAGAUCCUUCGGAUCUCAAUGCUGGCAUCCUCGCUGGCACCUCCGCCGUUCCGCUGUUUUUGCCAGAUCUUGACGAGGAAAUGAAUCUGGUCGCUGACAAGGAUGAUCCAAACAUCGACCCAGCACUAUUGUUUCCACCUUCGACUGAUCGCACACUCGUCAACUCGUCAUCUGCCGCAGAGACUUCUCUAUCCGAAGCGUUGUCAGAAGAAAUGACGAACUAUCUUGAGAAUACUCAGGGCGCGAUGCUCUCGUCUGCUUUAGACGAGGCACAGGCGCGUCGGAUAGCUCAGUUCGAGACCGUUGACGAGCUUUUGGGUCUCAACGAGGACGAGCUCGAUCGAUUCAUCUUGACGGAAGACGAGGUCAAGGUCAAGGAACGGGUCUGGGUGGAACUGAACAGAGACUACCUUGAAGCAUUGGCAGCUAAGGGGGACGAGGAGAAGCAGGCGACUAAAUCGAAGAAGCGCCGGAAGACAACUUCCAAUGUCCCACGCGACACGUCAAAUCCUACAGCGGACUCUGCGGCCGACUCGGCCGAGCAGCUCGUGAAGAAAAACAGCCGAUACAGCAAGCGUAUUAAUUAUGACGCGUUACGUAAUCUUCUGGUGGAAGGUCCGACAUACGACGAGAAGGACGACAGCCAAUUGUAUACUUUCGACGACAAAGAUGACGAUGAAGGCAUGCAGAAUCUCGUUGUAAUCGAAGGCGAAGCUGAGCCGGCACCUCCCUUGAUCCGGAGGACACCCAAGUCUACAGCUGCCGCACCGCCAGAGGACGACGAAGACGAAGAGAGCGACAAGGGCGAAGACUUGGGCUGGGAACAGGAGGUGUAAUUUCUUGUUGUUAAAAUUCCAAAGCAUUUGUAUUUGUAUUCCAUGGCAUAAGGACUGGCAUGACACCAAUUCACAGUCAAUCGAUUCG